Messenger RNA from Adineta ricciae, 726 nucleotides. NCBI's taxonomy places the organism in Eukaryota, Metazoa, Rotifera, Eurotatoria, Adinetida, Adinetidae. The record is from the annotation of a GenBank genome assembly.
AUGGACGAUAUACUUGGUAAUGCCAAAAAUAUUCUCAUUAUAUGGACAGUGGAUGCUGAUCAAGACAAGCUGUCGGCGUUUCAAGAUACAUUGCGAACGAAAUCGAAAACAGCGCAAAUUGCGCCUGAGAAAGUGCAAGACUUCUCACAAUCUCGACGUGCGCAAUCUUCGAUCGAUCUGAUUUUCUUCGAUUUGAUCAAUAAGAAGGAUUCCGCAAUCGAUACUGACCUAAUCACUCAAUUUUUUCGUACACUCCGUCCAAAUGGUUAUCUGUUCACUCACAUCGAACAUACUGAACAAGCUCGGAUUAUCAAUAACUUCAAAAUGUGCGGAUUUGAUAGUUGCAAUCCACUGGAUUCCAAUUCGUCAUUCUUAAUUGAAAACAAGAGUGAUGAAGUGAAAAAACUGGGCUCGCUGUGGUUAUGUCAAAAGCCGUCCUUUGACAUUGGCUAUUCCGUUCCAUUACAACGGCCAGGUGUUGCUCUAAUGAGGCAGAUUUCUGGAGUGGGCAGAGGUAGAAAAAUGUGGACAGUAGACCAUGAUGACAGCGAAGAUGAUUCGGUGGAUAUUCAUGGCUUUCAAGGCGCCGAUAAUGAACAGAAAGCGAACGUCCAAAAUUCCUUUGGUAAUACAAAAUCGACUAAUAAUAUCCCAUCUACUACAAGUACUUCAUCUUCACCUAAAUCCAGUGAUCACUUUCCUAAGCCAAUGAUGUCCGAUGUAUAA